Pteronotus mesoamericanus is the source of this 3350-nucleotide messenger RNA. It is a transcript of the gene MYO1G, whose product is annotated as myosin IG. The coding region runs from base 1 to 3030 and encodes 1009 amino acids. The transcript is spliced from 22 exons. Gene Ontology annotation, cellular component: plasma membrane; microvillus; actin cytoskeleton. The record is from RefSeq and is a predicted model, not a curated record. Gene Ontology annotation, molecular function: ATP binding; actin filament binding; microfilament motor activity. NCBI's taxonomy places the organism in Eukaryota, Metazoa, Chordata, Mammalia, Chiroptera, Mormoopidae. Gene Ontology annotation, biological process: actin filament organization; vesicle transport along actin filament.
AUGGAGGACGAGGAGGGUCCCGAGUGCGGCAAAGCCGACUUUGUGCUUCUGGACCAAGUGACUAUGGAGGACUUCAUGGAGAACCUGAAGCUCAGGUUCGAGAAGGGCCGCAUCUACACCUACAUCGGCGAGGUGCUGGUGUCCGUGAACCCCUACCAGCAGCUGCCCCUCUACGGGCCCGAGGCCAUUGCCAGGUACCAGGGCCGCGAGCUGUACGAGCGGCCGCCCCACCUGUACGCCGUGGCCAAUGCCGCCUACGGGGCGAUGAAGCGCAGGUCCAGGGACACCUGCAUUGUCAUCUCAGGAGAGAGCGGUGCCGGGAAGACCGAAGCCAGCAAGCACAUCAUGCAGUACAUCGCGGCUGUCACCAACCCCAGCCAGAGGGCUGAGGUGGAAAGGGUCAAGGAUGUGCUGCUCAAGUCCACCUGCGUGCUCGAGGCCUUCGGGAACGCCCGCACCAACCGCAACCACAACUCCAGCCGCUUCGGCAAGUACAUGGACAUCAACUUCGACUUCAAAGGAGACCCCGUGGGGGGGCACAUCCAUAGCUACCUGCUGGAGAAGUCUCGGGUCCUCAAGCAGCACGUGGGUGAAAGGAACUUCCACGCCUUCUAUCAGGUGCUGCAAGGCUGCGAGGACAGAGAGCUGCAGGAGCUGCACCUGCAGAGGAACCCUGCACUGUACAACUUCACCCGCCAGGGCGCGGGGCUCAGCGCUUUGGACAACGACGAGAGCACCCCCCACCGGGCGGUGACGGAGGCCAUGAGGGUGAUCGGCUUCACUGAGGAGGAGGUGGGCUCCGUGCACCGCAUCCUGGCCGCCAUUCUGCACCUGGGAAACAUCGAGUUUGUGGAGAAGGAGGAGGGGCCCCUGGCUGUGGCCGAGGAGGUGCUGGUGGACCACGUGGCCGAGCUGACAGCCACGCCCCGGGAGCUGGUGCUGCGCUGCCUCCUGGCACGCACUGUGGCCUCAGGGGGCAGGGAAGUCAUUGAGAAGGGCCACACUGCAGCCGAGGCCAGCUACGCCCGGGACGCCUGUGCCAAGGCAGUGUACCAGCGGCUGUUUGAGUGGGUGGUGAACCGGAUCAACAGUGUCAUGGAAGCCCGGGACCGGGACCCCCGGCGGGAUGGCAAGGACACAGUCAUUGGCGUGCUGGACAUCUACGGCUUCGAGGUGUUCCCCGUCAACAGCUUCGAGCAGUUCUGCAUCAACUACUGCAACGAGAAGCUGCAGCAGCUCUUCAUCCAGCUCAUCCUGAAGCAGGAGCAGGAGGAGUACCAGCGGGAGGGCAUCGCCUGGCAGAGCGUGGAGUACUUCAACAACGCCACCAUCGUGGACCUGGUGGAGCGGCCGCACCGGGGCAUCCUGGCCGUGCUUGACGAGGCCUGCAGCACCGCGGGCCCCAUCACCGACCGCAUCUUCCUUCAGACCCUGGACACGCACCACCGCCACCACCCGCACUACACCAGCCGCCAGCUCUGCCCCACGGACAAGACCAUGGAGUUUGGCCGCGAUUUCCGCAUCAAGCACUAUGCCGGGGACGUCACGUACUCCGUCCAGGGCUUCAUCGACAAGAACAGAGACACCCUCUUCCAGGACUUCAAGCGGCUGCUGUACAACAGCGCGGACCCCACCCUGCGGGCCAUGUGGCCGGACGGGCAGCAGGACAUCACAGAAGUGACCAAGCGCCCCCUCACGGCCGGCACGCUCUUCAAGAACUCCAUGGUGGCCCUGGUAGAAAACCUGGCCUCCAAGGAACCCUUCUAUGUGCGCUGCAUCAAGCCCAACGAGGACAAGGCGGCUGCGCGGCUGGACGAGGGCCACUGCCGCCACCAGGUCGCGUACCUGGGGCUGCUGGAGAACGUGAGGGUCCGCAGGGCCGGCUUCGCCUCCCGCCAGCCCUACCCUCGGUUCCUGCUCAGGUACAAGAUGACCUGCGAAUAUACGUGGCCCAACCACCUGCUGGGCUCGGACCGCGCAGCCGUGAGCGCCCUCGUGGAGCAGCACGGGCUGCAGGAGGACGUGGCCUUUGGCCACAGCAAGAUCUUCAUCCGCUCGCCGCAGACGCUGGUGGCGCUGGAGCAGAGCCGCGCGCGCCUCAUCCCGAUCAUCGUGCUGCUGCUGCAGAAGGCCUGGCGGGGCACGCUGGCACGCUGGCACUGUCGGCGACUGCGGGCCGUCUACACCAUCAUGCGCUGGUUCCGGAAGCACAAGGUGCGCGCCCACCUGGCGGAGCUGUACCGGCAGUUCCAGGCGGCGCGGCAGCCGCCGCUCUACGGCCGGGACCUCGUCUGGCCACCGCCCCCGGCCGUGCUGCAGCCUUUCCAGGACGCCUGCCGCGUGCUCUUCUGCAGGUGGCGGGCCCGGCAGCUGGUGAAGAACAUCCCCCCGUCAGACAUGGCCCAGAUCAAGGCCAAGGUGGCCGCCAUGGGGGCCCUGCAGGAGCUCCGGCCGGACUGGGGCUGCCGGCGGGCCUGGCUGCAAGACUACUUGUCAUCCGCCGCCGACAACCCCACCGCCUCCAGCCUGUUCGCUCAGUGCCUGAAGACGCUACGGGACAAGGAUGGCUUCGCGUGUGUCCUCUUCUCCAGCCACGUCCGCAAGGUGAACCGCUUCAACAAGCGCCGGGACCGCGCGCUCCUGCUCACUGACAGGCACCUGUACAAGCUGGACCCCGGCCGGCAGUACCGGGUGAUGCGGGCCGUGCCCCUGGACGCGGUGACCGGGCUGAGCGUGACCAGCGGGCGGGACCAGCUGGUGGUGCUGCACGCGAAGGGCCAGGAUGACCUGGUGGUGUGUCUGCACCACUCGAGGCCGCCGCUGGACAACCGCGUGGGGGAGCUGGUGGGCGUGCUGGCCGCACACUGCCAGGGGGAGGGUCGCCCCCUGCAGGUCCACGUGUCCGACUGCAUCCCCCUGACCCAGCGUGGCACCCGGCGCCUGGUGUCUGUGGAGCCCACGCCGGGGCAGCCCCAGCCCGACUUCCGCUGCAGCCGUGGAGCCUUCACCCUCCUGUGGCCGAGCAGCUGAGCCCACCUGUGCUCUGAUCCGGGUGCAGCGAGGCCUCUGGCCUCACAGAAGGGACAGCUUCUCCGCCCACAUCCGCCCCUUGAGAAUCCCCCCCAACGCUGAGCAAGAAAGGAUGCUGGGCCCACCCUGGCCGGUGUGGCUCAGGGGACGGAGCGCCAGCCUGCGAACCAAAGGGCCGCCGGUGCGAUUCCCAGUCAGAGCGCAGGCCUGGGCUGUGAGCCAGGUCCCCAGCAGGGGGUGCUCAAGACAACCACACACGGAUGUUUCUCUCCUCUUUCUCCCUUCCCCUCUAAAAAUAAAUAAAUAUUAAAUUAAAAAAA